This is a messenger RNA of Prorocentrum cordatum, 435 nucleotides long. The record is from the annotation of a GenBank genome assembly. NCBI's taxonomy places the organism in Eukaryota, Dinophyceae, Prorocentrales, Prorocentraceae.
AUGCAUUUUUCCGUGCCUGGUCUCAUUCAUCUUCCUUCUGCCCAGGUCCGGCGGCCCGAGGCGGGCCCUCUGCUGCUGCUCGGCCUCCGGAAGCGGCCCGGAAGCGGCCUCCUGUCGGGGGACCGUCAAGGAACCCCCCUUGGGGAUGAGCAGCCGGUCCCGGGGAAGGGGCCCCAGGGGCCCGGGAGCGGCGGCUCGAGCAGGUCGGGGCGUCGGAGGCUGGCCCCUUCUCCUCCACGGCAAUUUUCGCGCCUGCCCCUUGCCAGGCGGCCCUUUUCUCCGACGCGCAGCGGCGUUCGCCCGCGCGCGCGCGCGCCCUCGCGAGGGCAGCAGCCCCUCGCGGGGGCCGCCGGGGGCGAGGACACCGUGUUGCAUUGCCCCAGGGCGCAGGGGGGUGGCAGCACCGCGUCGCGGCUCCCGACGAGGCUGGUCUGA